Molecule: messenger RNA, 1146 nt
Organism: Musca vetustissima
Lineage: Eukaryota; Metazoa; Arthropoda; Insecta; Diptera; Muscidae
Product: adhesion G-protein coupled receptor G2-like
Exons: 1
Biological process (GO): cell surface receptor signaling pathway; G protein-coupled receptor signaling pathway
Cellular component (GO): membrane
Molecular function (GO): G protein-coupled receptor activity
Source: RefSeq, a predicted model, not a curated record
AAUUACCGGAGAAUGUUACACUCAUAUUUCGAGAUCAUCAAAGAGAUAAGGAAAGUGACAAGCAUACAAGCAAGAGCGACAGCACUCCGACAAAACAACGCGGUUGUGGUCUUUGGAAUUAUGAAUCAUGGGCAUAUGAUAGCUACGAUGAAACACCCAUAUCGAAUGAUAACAAUCUGAUACUGUGUAAGACCAGGAAUACUGUUUCAUUUGGAGCAUUAAUUGGUCUUGACUUCCAUACACCCGUCUCCCAGAAAACUUUUGUUCUGCGUGUACUCAUGGAUUACACAUUGGAUGUCAUCUCCAUAGUUGGCUGCUGUCUAUCAUUAUUCGGCUUGGUGUGCAUUUGGAUAACAGCGAUAUGUUGUAAGAAGUGGCGUGAACAAUCCUCAAAUCGAUUGCUUUUGAACAUUUGUUUUGUCCUAACGCUGCUGAUGAGUUAUUUCUUAUUCAUCAAUCUGCCGGAUGCCCGGGGUACAAUAGUUAAUGUAAUUAAUCCCAACAAUUGCAUAGCUGAGGGUGCUUUCUUGCAGUAUAUCAUUUUGGUGCUCUUCCUUUGGAUGUUUUUCUUGGCCAUAUUACAAUAUGAACGUUAUAUUGUGGUUAUGGGUAUACAAGUAUCUCCCUAUCGUGUAACAAAAUUUGCCCUGGCCGCCUGGAGUUUACCUCUGAUACCAACAGCUUUGGUUGUGUACUUUGAUAGCAAUGCCUACAUUCCAGAGAUCAAUGAAUAUAGUAAAAAUUAUUCAAUUUGCUAUCCCAAGGGGUUGACUUUCUAUUUGGCUCUGCUCUUGCCAAUAUCGAUUAUAUGCCUGGCUAAUUUUGCCAUUUUCAUUUAUAUCAUUGUAAGUGUUCAGCGAUCGCUGGGGAAAUUUAGAAGUAAACGAGAUCGCAAACUGAUUUCGCAACAGCUACGUUUAUCGAUUUUAUUGUUCUUCCUUUUGGGUAUAUCGUGGCUUUUCGGAUUGUUGGCACAUUUGGAUCACAGCGGUGUAUUGGCGUUUUUAUUUUGCAUCACAGCAACAAUACAAGGAUUUGUCUUGUUUAUAUAUUUUGUUGUAAUCGAUAAGACGGUGAAAUUUUCAUGGUUAAUGUUUUACUGUGGCGGUGGAGAAUACAUAUUGGAGGAGGAAGUUUCCACAAGGA